GUGUAGAAUACAAUUCAACUCGGCAACACUGAGCGGGGUAUUUCAAUAGAGCUCCCUCCAAUUUGCAGUCAGUCAGACCCGGCUGCCGAAGCAGUAGAAAAAUUGGGGAAAGUGUUGGAACGCGUUGAAGAAAAGUUCAAUAGUAAACUUCAUAAAAAAAGUAAAUCGGAGCCGCCGUCAUUCGACAAUAAAAUUUCGCUAGUAUCGUCGUAAAUUGGUUGACAAUUAUUUUAAAUAGAAAAUUGCUUAAAGCACGCAUUGUCACUAACUUCAUACAUAUAUAACUACAAAUAUUGUAUAUAAAAAUUUAGAAAAAUACAGCAUAACGCCUACAUUAGGUGACACAACAACAAACAAAUACUUAGAACGUUCCAAAGAGUUGCCCAGUCAAUAAUAAAAUUAAAUUCAAUAAAAUAAAAAUCAAACAAAUAAAAUAAACAAAAUGAUGAAUAUGGAUAUUAGCGUAACACCGAAUUAUUCGUACAUUUUCGAUUUCGAAAAUGAUUUUAUCCACCAACGCACACGCAAAUGGAUGGUCGAGAAUUGGACUUGGGUAUUCUACUAUUGUGGCAUUUAUAUGUUGGUGAUAUUUGGCGGACAGCAUUUUAUGCAAAAUCGUCCCAGAUUCCAACUACGCGGUCCAUUAAUUAUCUGGAAUACAAUGCUCGCCAUGUUCAGUAUUAUGGGCGCAUUUCGAACGGCACCAGAACUUAUACAUGUGCUACGUCAUUAUGGACUUUUCCAUUCCGUUUGCGUUCCUAGCUACAUCGAACAAGAUCGCGUCUGCGGCUUCUGGACCUGGUUGUUUGUGCUCUCCAAACUGCCCGAACUCGGCGAUACAAUAUUCAUUGUAUUGCGAAAGCAACCACUGAUUUUCCUGCACUGGUACCACCACAUCACUGUGCUCAUCUACUCCUGGUUCUCGUACACCGAGUACACCUCAUCGGCGCGCUGGUUCAUCGUCAUGAACUACUGCGUACACUCGGUGAUGUACUCAUACUAUGCGCUGAAGGCGGCGCGCUUCAAUCCGCCACGCUUCAUUGCCAUGAUCAUCACGUCGCUGCAGUUGACGCAAAUGAUUGUCGGCUGUGCGAUCAAUGUGUGGGCCAACGGUUUCCUCAAGACGCACGGACGCCAAUCGUGCAACAUCUCACAGACCAACAUCAACCUAUCGAUUGCGAUGUACUUCAGCUAUUUCGUGCUGUUCGCGCGCUUCUUCUACAAAACGUACUUGUCGCCGGCCGGCAAGAAGAGCCGACGCAUGGCUGCCUCGUUGGCCGCGCAGAAUACCGCCAAAUUGUCAUCGCCCAGCAGCGAUGAGUCGAAGCCGCUAAUGGCCGACAUCAGCAGCAAUGGCACAACACUGAACGGUAGCGCCGCUAACGGUGCCUCAGCGUUCCUGCACAAGCCGAAGUUGCAGUAAGCGGCGGGCGGAUGACAGAGCAGCGUCCACGACGGCAACGGCGGGGUGUUGGCAGAAUGUUAUGUUGUAUUUUUUUCUUGUUUUUUUUUUUUAGCGGGUGUGUUGCCGUAUGAUGAAUGAAAGCGUUUGAGGUGGUGUAUUUUUGAAUUUGAAUUCGAGAGCAAAAAUGGAUAAGUCAAAAGUCAGUAAUCAGUAGUAGUGUGUGUACGUUUUAGUUUGUUCUUUGAUUCGGAAAUGAUGAUUGGGUCAAAGCAUAUACAUACAUACAUACAUACGUGCAUAUGUAGUAGUGGCAGCGUGUGGCGCCAAUAAGCGGUAAGCAGGGGCAGUGUUGAUGAGUGGUGUGUGAAGCAGCGCAAAUUAAAUUAAAAAAAAACAAAAAACAACAACAAGAAACAAAUGUUUAAACUGAAAAAAUAACAACAACAACAAGAACAAAUUUAUAAUGAAUGAAUUUUGAAUAUUUUUAAUCCAAUUUGUAAUACGUGUAUAUAUGUAUGUGUAUACAAGCAAAAGAAAAACAAAAAAAGAAAGAAAAUAUUUUUGAAUAACUGAAAUUGUAAAUUUCACUUGGUCUCUCAUUUCAACUAAAUUGUGACUUGUGAUGAGCCAUUUGUAUAUUGUAUGUGUACCCAUCAAUUUUCUUGAAGUUACCUUAGGUAUUUUCUAUAUAUUAUAUACAUGUGUUGCACACACAUUCAACAACAAAAGCAACAACAACUUAAAAAAAUAUUAAAGCGCAAGUUUUGCAUAAAAAACAACAACAAUUACUUACAUACUUACAUAUAUAGUACGGCUGUUUGUAUGUUUUAAAGUGCAUACUAUGUAGUUAUGUGUUUGUUUGCAGCAACAAAAACACAAAAA
Messenger RNA from Zeugodacus cucurbitae (melon fly), 2287 nucleotides. It is a transcript of the gene Baldspot, whose product is annotated as elongation of very long chain fatty acids protein 6. The transcript is spliced from 4 exons. Lineage: Eukaryota; Metazoa; Arthropoda; Insecta; Diptera; Tephritidae. Gene Ontology annotation, molecular function: fatty acid elongase activity. Bases 443 to 1423 code for a protein of 326 amino acids. Gene Ontology annotation, cellular component: endoplasmic reticulum membrane. The record is from RefSeq and is a predicted model, not a curated record. Gene Ontology annotation, biological process: sphingolipid biosynthetic process; fatty acid elongation, saturated fatty acid; very long-chain fatty acid biosynthetic process.